Molecule: messenger RNA, 1059 nt
Organism: Funneliformis geosporum
Lineage: Eukaryota; Fungi; Glomeromycota; Glomeromycetes; Glomerales; Glomeraceae
Source: the annotation of a GenBank genome assembly
AUGGAUGAGAGCGGUAAUAACGGAAUUCAUAGAUCCUUACAGGUUGAACGGAGUUGUAAUGCCUUAUGGCAACGAGGGCAAGGAGAUGACUCCACCAUCUGCUCGUCCGAUCCUUAUCAUCACUGUAUGGGAUGCAGUGGCCCUGCUUUGGACGUACAGUAUAAGUCGACCUCCAAAAGUGAAAUGCAAUUACAACGUAAUGCCUCCAAGAAUAAAAUUCGUAAACCAAGUCGCAUAUCUGGAGAAAAUGCGGUUAGUCCUUAUGAGCAAAUUACUGGAAAUGGGGGAGAUGAAAACUCUUCCCGCCACGGUAAAUCUCACAUUCUCCGCUCGGAAGGGGGACAUCAAGAAUUUCUUUUUCGGAGUAUCAAUUCGUGGGAAGAGAGGAACAACGAGAGAAGAGAAAAGACAGGCAUACAUAAGAGACGAACUAGCAACGAAAAUGAGAGUAAAAAUGAUGAAAGCAAUGUAUUCAAGUGUUCAAACCGAGGGGAAACUGAACGGUUACUCACAAUCCUGGGGCCAUUGCUCAGAGUCGGUACCCUGGUGGGCUCUUCAUGGAAAGAAGAUAACCCGAAAACGCCGUGUUACCUUGUACUCCCGGACAGUAAACCUAAAUGGACUAUUGAUACUUCCAUGUCCCCUUUGUCUUAUGAUAAUAAAUUCGACUCAUCUGGCAAUAAUCCGACCUUGGUAGUCGAAAUGAUCGAGAAUGAAUCGGACCGUUGUCGUAUUGCAAAAUCCCUUAAUAUAGAGAUACAAAGCGUUGGUCUUCAAAAAGAUUAUAUUUAUCGUGACAUAAUGGACAUUGCACAGUGCGGAUUCAAUCAUAUAAUUAUUAUUGGGAGUUGUUACUGUGGUCUACUUUUUCUGGACUGCUAUGAACGCGUAUUCAGAUGGGACGCUAUGAUUGAUUUACUAUGGUUUUUCGGGAAUUUUUUUAAUGUAGUAUCAGAGGAACCAGAGAAACCUUGUGGAGUGCAAUGGGGCGUUUCAUUAGAUGGAACUGUGUGGGAGCUAUCUGGUUCGGAUUCGCCAGAAGAAUGUAAUUCUCACCCC